CUCAGACCUCGCUCUGUCAUUGACCCCAGGGCAGGGACCACGGCCCGCGCGGAGGGCAGGGGCAGGGCGGAGCCGGGGUCCAGCGCGCGCUCAGGAGUGAGUCUUUGUACAGUCAGGGCUUCUGCUGGGCAGGGCCGGCUGUUAAGCUUGCUUGGCGGACACUUGGGCGUGGGGGGAGGGGGGCAGAUGGGCCUUAUAGGUGGCGUCCGUUGGUGAGAAACACCUUGCGCAGGUAAAAGGGUGGCAGCGAGAGGGAGUUCCCACCCGUUGUUUUCUUAGAGAAAUGAAGUCUUAAGUCUUAAAUAGACAACAAGGUGAGGCCGAUCGGUGUCUUUUGGACGCGCCUGGAGCCCCACCCUCCGCCAGAGGAAAAGCCCCUUGGGUGAGAGGCAGGCGCUUCACAGAAGCCGAGGAAAAGCGCCUCUCCGCGCGCGCUACCUCCUCCAGCGCAGCUCCAGCGCAGCGGGCCCAGCCUGCGCCCCUGCCGCGGCCCUCGCACCGCGGAGUCCUCCUACCCAGUCCCGGCGCCCGGCCCGCGACCUGCCCCGAGCCCUCUCCAUGGCGGCAGCCCGCCCCUCCGGCUUCCGGAGCGGAGCCCUCUGCCCGCAGCUCCUGGUGACCCUCGCGAUCUUAAUAAUUGCCAGUGAAGCCUGCAAAAAUGUAACUUUACAUGUUCCCUCCAAACUAGAUGCCAAGAAACUUGUUGGUAGAGUUAACCUGAAAGAGUGCUUUAAAUCUGCAAAUCUAAUUCAUUCAAGUGAUCCUGACUUCCACAUUUUGGAAGAUGGCUCAGUCUAUACAACAAAUACUAUUCUAUUGUCCUUGGAGAAAAGAAGUUUUACCAUAUUACUUUCCAACACUGAGAACCAAGAAGAGAAGAAAAUAUUUGUCUUUUUGGAGCAUCAAACAAAGGUUCUAAAGAAAAGACAUACUAAAGAAAAAGUUCUAAGACGUGCCAAGCGAAGAUGGGCUCCCAUUCCUUGUUCAAUGCUAGAGAACUCCUUGGGUCCUUUUCCUCUUUUCCUUCAACAGGUUCAAUCUGACACAGCACAAAACUAUACCAUAUACUAUUCUAUAAGAGGUCCUGGAGUUGACCAAGAACCUCGGAAUUUAUUUUACGUGGAAAGAGACACCGGAAACUUGUAUUGUACUCGUCCUGUAGAUCGUGAGCAGUAUGAAUCUUUUCAGCUAAUUGCCUUUGCAACAACUCCAGAUGGAUAUACUCCAGAACUUCCACUGCCCCUACUAAUCAAAAUAGAGGAUGAAAAUGAUAACUACCCAAUUUUUACAGAAGAAACUUAUACUUUUACAAUUUUGGAAAAUAGCAGAGUAGGCUCUACUGUGGGACAAGUGUGUGCCACUGACAAAGAUGAGCCUGACACGAUGCACACACGCCUGAAGUAUUCCAUCAUAGGGCAGGUGCCACCAUCACCCACCCUAUUUUCUAUGCAUCCAUCCACAGGUGUGAUCACCACGACAUCAUCUCAGCUAGACAGAGAGUUAAUUGACAAAUACCAGUUAAAAAUAAAAGUGCAAGAUAUGGAUGGUCAAUAUUUUGGUCUGCAGACAACUUCAACUUGUAUCAUUAAUAUUGGUGAUGUAAAUGACCACUUGCCAACAUUUACUCGUAUUUCUUAUGUGACAUCAGUGAAAGAAAAUACAGUUGACGUGGAAAUCUUACGAGUUACUGUUGAAGAUAAGGACUUAGUGAAUACUGCUAAUUGGAGAGCUAAUUACACCAUUUUAAAGGGCAAUGAAAAUGGAAAUUUUAAAAUUGUAACAGAUCCCAAAACCAAUGAAGGAAUUCUAUGUGUGGUUAAGCCACUGAAUUAUGAAGAAAAGCAACAGGUGAUUGUGCAAAUUGGUGUAGUUAAUGAAGCUCCAUUUUCCAGAGAGGCUAGUUCAAGAUCAGCCAUGAGCACAGCAACAGUUACUGUUAAUGUAGAAGAUGAGGAUGAGGGCCCUGAGUGUAACCCUCCAAUACAGACUGUUCGCAUAAAAGAAAAUGCAGCAGUGGGGAUAACAAGCAAUGGAUAUAAAGCCUAUGACCCAGAAACAAGAAGUAGCAGUGGCAUAAGGUAUAAGAAAUUAACUGAUCCAACAGGAUGGGUCACCGUUGAUGAAAAUACAGGAUCAAUCAAAGUUUUCAGAAGCCUGGAUAGAGAGGCAGAGACCAUCAGAAAUGGCAUAUAUAAUAUUACAAUCCUUGCAUCAGACCAAAAGGGGAGAACAUGUACGGGGACACUCGGCAUUAUACUUCAAGAUGUGAAUGAUAACGGCCCAUUCAUACCUAAACGGCAGGUGACCAUCUGCAAACCCACCAUGUCAUCUGCAGAGAUAGUUGCGGUUGAUCCUGAUGAGCCUAUCAAUGGCCCGCCCUUUGACUUUAGUCUGGAAAGUUCUACUUCAGAAGUACAGAGAAUGUGGAGACUGGAAAAAAUGAAUGAUACAGCAACACGUCUUUCCUAUCAGAAUGACCCUGCAUUUGGCAAAUAUGUAGUACCUAUAACAGUGAGAGAUAGAUUUGGCCUGUCGAGUGUCAGUUCAUUGGAUGUUACUCUGUGUGACUGCAUUACCGAAAAUGACUGCACAUUUCGUGCCGAUCCAUGGACUGGCGGUGGAGGAAUCCAACUUGGAAAGUGGGCCAUCCUUGCAAUACUGUUGGGCAUAGCAUUGCUAUUUUGCAUCCUAUUUACACUAGUCUGUGGGGCUUCUCAGACAUCCAAAUCACCAAAAGUAAUUCCUGAUGAUUUAGCCCAGCAGAACCUGAUCGUAUCAAACACUGAAGCUCCUGGAGAUGACAAAGUGUAUUCUGUGAAUGGCUUCACAACCCAAACUGUGGGUGCUUCUGCUCAAGGAAUUUGUGGCACAGUGGGUUCAGGGGUCAACAGUGGAGGUCAGACCAUCGAAAUGGUGAAAGGAGGACACCAGACCUUGGAAUCCAGCCAGAGGGCUGGGCACCAUCACACCCUGGAUUCCUGCAGGGGAGGACGUGUGGAGGUUGACAACAGCAGAUACACUUACUCGGAGUGGCACAGUUUUACUCAGCCCCGUCUCGGUGAAAAAGUGCAUCUGUGUAAUCAAGAUGAAAAUCACAAGCAUGCCCAAGACUACGUCCUGACAUAUAACUAUGAAGGAAGAGGAUCAGUGGCUGGGUCUGUAGGUUGUUGCAGUGAACAACAAGAAGAAGAUGGGCUUGAAUUUUUGGAUAAUUUGGAGCCCAAAUUUAGGACACUAGCAGAAGCAUGCAUGAAGAGAUGAGUGUGUAUUCUAAUCAGUCUACAGAAGCCAGUGGCUUUAUGACUUUUUAAAAAAUUACAAAACCAAGAAUUUUUUAAAAAAAACAGAAGAUGCUAUAUGUGGGGGGUUUUCUCUCGUUAUUUGGAUGGAAUCUCUUUGGUCAAAUGCACAUUUACAGAGAGACACUAUAAACAAGUACACAAUUUUUUUGAUUUUUAUGUAUUUUAAAAUUACUUACCUUCUAUCCAAGGCGAUCUACGGGGAAAUUAAGAAAGUCUGCCUUAUUUGUUACAUUUGGGUAUAAUGACAAUAGUCGAUCUAUAGUGCAAUAAAAUGUAAUUAAUUCAGGUCCAUAUUAUAGACUACUUGAAGCACAACCUAAUGGAACAUUGUAGAGACCUUGCUUUAACAUUAUCUCCAGUUAAUUAAUUGUUUUAUGUGGUGCUUGGAAACUGUUGUUUUCCUAAACAUCUAAAAUGUGUAGACUGCAUUCUUGCUAUUAUUUUAUUCUUGCAAUGUGACCUUUUUCAUAGCACAAAGGGAGAAUUUUAGCUAGGCAUUGACUAUUACAAUUUCAUUUUGGUUGAGUUUAGUCUUAGGUUUUAUUGUAUAUAAAAUCCUGCACUGAAUUUAUGCCUGCUCUGUUACUUUUGCCAGUGAUAUUUAAGUUUUAAGAUAUUUUCAGAAUGUGUUUUUACAUCUGCAAGUUUUUGGUCUUUAAAAUGUCCAGUAGCAUCUCUUUCUUUUUCUCUGUCUCUCUCUCCUGUUUUUUUUUUUUUUUUUAAUUUCCAUAUGGGCUAAAGAAUCCAAAUAUUUUAAAAAUCUCUCUCUUUUUGAAUUAUUUCUUUUUUGUUUUAUGUAAGUGUAUAUAUUCUUGGUUUUUCUUGAAAUCAAUGUAAUGUUAACUUUGUUGUUUCAAAUACCUUGGUGAUUGCUUCGUUAUCUCUUCAACAAGAAAGCUUUAAUUUUGCCAUUGAAACUGUAGAACUAUGUCAUGCUUUUAUUAGAAGCAAUGCUCUAUGUUAACAACAAGAAUGGUGUAAUUAGAAUUGGGAUGUGGAUAUUUAGUGUAUGACAACACAUUUACAGUUCUUUAAUUCAAGGGUACAGUUUAUAAAUGCAAAGUAGCGAUGGUUUUGAAAUAAGCUUUAAAAUACAGGGAUCUUGAAAGCUCCCUGAGAUAACUAUUUUAUAACUUAGACAAAAUGGCUUGUCACAUCUAUAUGUUUGUAAAGUUAUUUUUAAAAAAAUAUUUUAAGAUUACAAGUUUAACAAAUGUAGAAAUGGGCCAAACUAUCUAAAUUUUAAAACAGUAAGACAAAAUGAAACUUAAUAGUCCACAAAAUUCCAGUCCAGGUUUCAUCACUUAUUUUAGUCAAUGAAUUUUUUAUGUAUACUAAACAUGUGGACAUUUUAAAUGUGUUUCUAAUAUUUGUGAUUAUCUAUGAUGUGCCGGUCUUGAACUCACAAGAUUGGCUUAUAACAAUUAUUUGCAAGAUUAACAUUGGGUAAUUAUUUGAUAACCAGCUUAUUAUCUUUUCAGUAGUUUUAUUAUUGAUAAAUACAAAAUUGGCAAAAAUACUGUUUCCCAAAGUUAUUUUUAAUAAACUAUGUACAAAAUUCUCAUAUAUUACUAGUUAUCAUUAAGUAAAUUAAGCAGUUUUUAAAACUUAGUGUGAGUUUGUUAAACACAGGUCUGAUAUGAGUUUAAGGGAUUUUUGCAUUUUCUAAGUUAGAGAAGUAAGUCCCCCUUUUUAGAUUCCUGUUAUACAUUUUUUAAAAUGUAGAGUUUGUUUUGGAGAGAUUUUCGCUGCAUUGUUAUUGCCAUAUUUACAUAGUAUGACUAUUCUAAAGACUGCAGCUGGGGUAUUGGUUAAGUUGCCUGCUUUUUUUUUCUUUUGUCUCUUUUCCUUAUUUUAAAAUAGGGAAUAAUAACAGAACUUCUUUCCUAGGGCCAUUGUAAGUCACUUGAAUGAAAAAUAGUUUUGAAGCAUGAGAGUCAUUCAGCGUGGUCCACCUAAAAGGCACUCCUGGUGAUAAUAAAUGAUUUUAAACAA
Callithrix jacchus (white-tufted-ear marmoset) is the source of this 5297-nucleotide messenger RNA. It is a transcript of the gene DSC2, whose product is annotated as desmocollin 2. Gene Ontology annotation, cellular component: plasma membrane; desmosome. Gene Ontology annotation, molecular function: calcium ion binding. Lineage: Eukaryota; Metazoa; Chordata; Mammalia; Primates; Cebidae. The record is from RefSeq and is a predicted model, not a curated record. Gene Ontology annotation, biological process: homophilic cell-cell adhesion.